Lepisosteus oculatus (spotted gar) is the source of this 5168-nucleotide messenger RNA. RefSeq names its product EYA transcriptional coactivator and phosphatase 4 (gene eya4). Gene Ontology annotation, cellular component: nucleus. Gene Ontology annotation, biological process: positive regulation of DNA repair; negative regulation of extrinsic apoptotic signaling pathway in absence of ligand; cell differentiation. Gene Ontology annotation, molecular function: protein tyrosine phosphatase activity. The record is from RefSeq and is a predicted model, not a curated record. NCBI's taxonomy places the organism in Eukaryota, Metazoa, Chordata, Actinopteri, Semionotiformes, Lepisosteidae.
GUCUGUGGCUGAAGUUGGUUACUCGCGCCAGGGCUUUAAUAAUGAAGUGAGGGGUGUUAAUACUGUAUUUUGUAAAGCCUCUAACUUUUAAGAAGGGGACGAAGUCGUUCAAAAAUACGUAAUAGCAGUUGUUUUGCUCCCUUUUUUUCUCCACGCCAUUAUUUUUGUUGUUGUUUUUGUUCGGUAUCUGUUGAGGUUAAGUAGCGGAGAACAUCUGUUGUGAACUGACAGCGUAAGGAAAAAUACAGCUGCUAUAAUUUAAGAUCGCAAACCAAUAUGCAUGUGUGUACAUUUUUGAUGGAGUAAAUAUAUGAAGAUAAGCAGAAACUAAGACGUUUCUCUGAAGAUCUAAAGCAUCCUUGGCAGGAUAUUAUAGUGCAUCACACUGGAAGAGUACAGUAGCAGAAGCCCCAUGGAAAGCUCACAAGAUCUCAAUGAACAAUCGGUAAAGAAAACGCACAACGAAUCACAUGUUUCAGAGCCUUCCAAUACCAGGUCUAUGGAAAUGCAGGACUUAGCCAGUCCUCAUAAUCGAGUAGGCAGCAGUGACACUCCUGGCUCCAAACUGGACAAGUCGAACCUCAGUAAUUCUUCAGUUACAUCCAAUGGAACGGGAGGCGAGAACAUGACUAUUCUUAACACAGCAGAUUGGCUGCUGGGUUGCAGCACCCCUUCCUCUGCCUCAAGUAUGAAAGACUAUGUGUCUCUUCUUGCAGUCAAAACAGAGCCAAUGAACAGCAGUGAAACUGCAACAACAACAGGAGAUGGAGUACUUGACACAUAUGCUGGGUCAGUAAUAACAAGCAGUGGUUACAGUCCCAGAUCUGCACAUCAAUAUUCUCCACCCAUAUACCCUUCCAAGCCAUACCCUCACAUUCUGUCAACACCGGCAGCUCAGUCAAUGACAGCCUAUGCGGGGCAGACCCAGUACACUGGAAUGCAGCAGCCAGCGGUGUACACUGCUUACUCUCAGCCAGGGCAGCCUUACGGACUCUCCACGUAUGAUUUGGGUGUAAUGUUGCCAGGCAUCAAGACUGAAGGAGGGCUCUCUCAGACACAGUCACCUUUACAGACAGGAUGUCUUAGCUACAGCCCAGGGUUCACUACUCCUCAGCCAGGCCAAACACCUUAUUCCUAUCAGAUGCCAGGUUCCAGUUUCACACCUUCAUCUGGCAUUUAUGCAAGCAACAAUUCUGUGUCUAAUUCAGCUAACUUCAGUAGUUCACAACAGGAUUAUCCUUCCUACACAGCUUUUGGCCAAAACCAAUACACCCAGUACUAUUCAACCUCAAGCUAUGGUGCUUACAUGACCUCCAACAGUACAGCCGACGGAACAACUUCGGCCUCGUCCACGUAUCAGCUGCAGGACCCUCCCCCGGCUCUCACAGGUCAGGCUGCUGAACUUCACACAAGGGAUUUUGAUACAGUACAGAGCCCCUCAACACCAAUCAAAGACCUGGACGACAGAACGUGCAGGAGCUCGGGGUCAAAGGCACGAGGAAGGGGUAGGAAGAACAAUCCAUCACCCCCACCUGACAGCGAUUUGGAGCGAGUGUUUGUGUGGGAUUUAGAUGAAACUAUCAUCAUAUUUCAUUCACUUCUUACUGGAUCUUAUGCACAGAAGUAUGGUAAGGAUCCUCCUAUGGCUGUGACCCUUGGCUUACGGAUGGAAGAAAUGAUCUUCAACCUGGCUGACACACACUUAUUUUUUAAUGACUUAGAGGAAUGUGAUCAAGUUCACAUAGAUGAUGUUUCAUCUGAUGACAAUGGACAAGACUUAAGUACUUACAGUUUUGCAACUGAUGGCUUCCAUGCAGCUGCAACAAGUGCAAACCUCUGUCUGGCCACAGGAGUGAGAGGAGGGGUGGACUGGAUGAGGAAGUUGGCAUUUCGCUACCGAAGAGUAAAAGAGUUGUAUAGCACAUACAAAAACAAUGUUGGGGGACUGCUUGGACCUGCCAAAAGAGAUGCAUGGCUGCAGUUAAGAGCUGAGGUGGAAGCUCUAACAGAUUCCUGGCUGACUAACGCACUUAAAUCAUUGUCUAUCAUCAGCUCAAGAAGUAACUGUGUGAACGUACUGGUAACAACGACGCAACUUAUACCAGCACUUGCAAAAGUACUUUUAUAUAGUCUAGGUGCUGUGUUUCCCAUUGAAAACAUUUAUAGUGCUACAAAAAUAGGAAAAGAGAGUUGCUUUGAGCGCAUAAUGCAAAGGUUUGGCAGAAAAGUAGUGUAUGUUGUUAUUGGGGAUGGUGUAGAAGAGGAACAGGCAGCAAAAAAGCACAACAUGCCUUUCUGGAGGAUAUCAAGUCACUCAGACCUGCUGGCCUUGCACCAAGCACUGGAACUGGAGUACUUGUAAUCAUAUCGUAACGCUGGAAGUCCUUUUUUUUAUAUUUAAAACAAAGUACACUGCAAUUUGUUUUGUCUGUGAUUUUGAACCUCUGGCUUUAAACUAUGAAUUGUCUUAAGAAGACAAGGACUCUUCUAAAAAAAAACAGGAGCAUGGACUGCCAGAUGAAAUCCUGUUGUAUAUCAGAUCUGUACGAGGUCUUACAUUAAUACAUGAUUUUUUUUUCUAAAGCAUAGAUGUGAAGGACAGUGCUGGUACACCCCAGAUAAAACAAAGGUUUCCGAUUCCUCAGUGGACAGUUUUGAAGUGACGGACUUCUUUGUUCUUUUACAUUGACUGGACAGUGAUUCACACUCCUCAAGAUGGAAUGUAUCAACAUUUUACAUGAAACAUAUACCUACCUAUCCCAGCAAAACUGGCAAUAGAAAUGCACUCCAAAUAUGACGACAAUCAAACCUAGAACUAAAAUUUGUGUAAAUUAUUUUACAGUUACUAGUUUAAUGGGAAGUGAUGUUUGUGAAAGAAAAAAACUGAAUAUGAUCAUCUUUUUGUAAGUUUUGGCGAGCAGAAUGUGCAUAAUGAGUUGUUGUGCCUUAAAAAGAAAGUGUUUGUGUGUUACAUUGUAAUUUUGUUUAAAGAAAAAAAAAUGUAGAUAAAACUGUUUGUGAUAAUUUUUGACAAGACCAAAUUUCAAAAGCAUCAGAUUUACAAUUCUGAUUUCAAAGCAGCAUAAGCAUCAGUUGGAGCAAAAUAGCAAAUAAAGGACAGUUUUGUGUUUUAUUUGAAUGUCAACUAAUAUGUCCUCCCUUUGAAAUGUGGAAGUAUUUACCAAGAGUAUGUUCAGUAUGCUACUUAAAGGUGAUCUUGAAUUGCGCCAAACUGCUUAGAGAAUACUAAGGUGUGGAUAUAGAUUUGUAUCGAAUCUUGUUUUAAUCGGUUUCCAUGCAAAAUAUAAAUUAGUUAAAACAUCUAUACUGAGCAUCAAAAGACACGUCUAUCAACAGUAAAUUCACACAGUAAUUGUAAGGAAAUGACUUUUUUGAGUAGCAGGUGUACUCGUAUUCUAUUGAACAGGCAUGACAUAGGUUGAGAUAUUUUUGCUUAUUAACAUUUGUCAUCAACAGGGGGCUUCUACUGUAAAUGUCACAGAUUAGUAGCAUGUGUGGCCACCAUUGAAAGCAAUUCCAGCUGUACACCUGUGACAUGCUUUGAACCAGGCGGCAAAUGCUGUCUUGUGGGAUUCUGUCCCCUUCCUCUCUUACAGCCUGGACUAGCAUGUGCCUGUUUCACUGGACUCUGAGCUCUGGAUCCCACGCUUUUCCCCUGAUCGCCCCACAGAUCUUCAUCUGGGAUUGAAGUGUGGCGAGCAGGACUUCCACAGCAUACUGUAACUCCCAUUCUCGUCUCAUAAGAAUGCUGUUUAUUGCUCGAGCAGCGUGAGGCUGGAUGCAGUCCUUUGAGAGUGCUGUCGCAUCUUGAUGAGCCCAAAGGAAAGGCAGCGAGUAAGAUUAUAGAACCUGAUCAGUAUAGUCUCUAAUGAGUACUUGGCUCCACUGCAGGGUUCUCGUGACGCGUGGCUCACACCACCUUAUUCUGCUGUGUCUGUGAACACAGUUGAGAGAGCUGUCCCCCUGUGUGGUCACCUGGCCUGCAAGCCUCCUCCUCACAGCUGAGUUGCUGAUCUGCAAGUGUGUGUAGCCGGUCAUUUGUGAUGUAGUGGAACCUGUAGCGUUAAAAGGAUCAGAGAGAUAGAACCGUUUCAAUCUGUGUGAGUUGCUGUGACUCUUUCUGGUCUUGAACUGUAUAAGACUGGAAUGUCUUGCCAGAUUAGAAAUUGCUGUCUGUGAAUGCCCCAGCUGGCAAGGAGCUACUGUAUGUGCUGACCAAGCCCAAAAUAUCGAAAGCUUGAAGGUAUUGUAUUGUUGAUAAGUAGGGCAUAUCAGUUCCUAAAGUGAAGCAAGUGUAUUACUGUUGGUCAUGAUUAUGAAUGAUCAAUUAAUCACAAUGACACCAAAAACGUAUGAUUGAUAUCCAAAAUACUUCAUUUUUCUAAAACAUGGGUUCAUUUUUCUGAUGCUCAGCAUGUUCCAAUACAAUAAGUGAAAGUCACUGAGUUCAGAAUCCUUUAUCUAUCAUUUUUGAUAGAUAUCCCUAAUUUGCCUUCAUUCAAUGUCUGCAUUAGAUUUUGGAGAUCAUAAAUGUGUCUCAAAUUCAACCAAAUUGAGGCCUGUGGGAUUUUGUAUAUUUUAAUGUAUGCCUUUCGGUUGUUCUUCACUGGAUUGACAUAAUUUUUGUGGUAAUAAUGCAAUCAGAAAAAAUGUGCAGGGUUUUAAAUUUAAUCCCCACCACAGCAUUGUAUCAUUAGUAUUUCCUCCUUGGAUCUAUUAAUUUGACAUCUUUGUAUCUGGAAAUUGAAAAUACAGUAAAACCUCGGUUUGCGAGUUCUAUAUUUGCGAUUUUUCCUAUUUGCACAAAAAGUUUAGUGACCCUCUUUUCUGCAUUUGCGGACUAAAUAUGCUCAUUCAAAUCUACUGUGCAGUAGAUUAAAUGGGCACCCACUUAUACAGUAUGCAGCAUGUUCAUCUCAAGGAUCUACAGUACAUGACCUGACCUGCAUCAGUCUCUGUCAGAAAGAUAGCUUGGUUAAAGGUUGUCAGGGGUUAGCAGAGCAUCAGCAGUUAUACUUUAUUUAGUUUCCUUCAGGAAAGCAUUAGAUGUGUGUUGUAUGUUGACAAUGUUAAUGUUAUCAGUCACACCUGUAUGUGACUCAGUGUUGUGCUGCAAAAUUAAACAUUAAAUUAAAAAAAAAACCUUA